Messenger RNA from Toxotes jaculatrix (banded archerfish), 1770 nucleotides. It is a transcript of the gene dlst, whose product is annotated as dihydrolipoamide S-succinyltransferase. NCBI's taxonomy places the organism in Eukaryota, Metazoa, Chordata, Actinopteri, Toxotidae. Gene Ontology annotation, biological process: tricarboxylic acid cycle. Gene Ontology annotation, molecular function: dihydrolipoyllysine-residue succinyltransferase activity. The record is from RefSeq and is a predicted model, not a curated record. The transcript is spliced from 15 exons. The coding region runs from base 72 to 1460 and encodes 462 amino acids. Gene Ontology annotation, cellular component: oxoglutarate dehydrogenase complex.
UUGCGCGUGCUUAGCUUGUCGGUGUGACCGGAGAUUCCCUUCCGCUGACAGGCUGCUGUCAUACAGCCACCAUGUUAUCCCAUUCCCGGUGUCUCACCAGGAAUUUUGGCCGUUCACUCUCUGCCCUCCGCCAGGGGAAUAAUGUGUUAGCUCGUCGGACCGUGGCAGCUCUAUCAGCUAACCAUUCUAUCACUUUCAACAACAAUGUAAAACCUGAUCCCCGGUCCAGCAUCUUCCAAAUCCAGUACUUCAGGACGUCUGUAGCCUACAGAGAUGAAGUUGUCACAGUCAAGACCCCUGCAUUUGCAGAAUCUGUCACAGAAGGGGACGUAAGGUGGGAGAAAGCGGUUGGAGACACUGUCUCGGAGGAUGAGGUGGUGUGCGAAAUUGAGACGGAUAAGACAUCAGUGCAGGUUCCCUCUCCUGCUGCUGGAGUGAUUGAGGAACUUUUGGUCCCUGACGGAGGCAAAGUCGAGGGAGGAACUCCUCUUUUCAAGCUUAGAAAAGGAGCUGGGGCUCCAAAAGCUGCAGAAGCUCCCAAAGCUGAGGCCCCAGCCGCUGCCGCCCCUCCACCACCUUCUGCUGCCCCACCUCCCCCUCCUCCACCCUCAGCUGUGGGCCCCAUUCCCACCACUAUGCCCCCUGUGCCACCUGUGCCAGCACAUGCUAUGGACACCAAACCAGUUUCAGCCAUCAAGCCCACGGCUGCUCCAGCUGCACUAGCAGCCCAAGCAGAAGGAGGACCCAAAGGAGCCAGGACAGAGAGCAGGGUUAAGAUGAACCGCAUGAGACUAAGAAUUGCCCAGAGACUGAAGGAAGCCCAGAACACCUGCGCUAUGUUGACUACAUUUAAUGAGGUCGACAUGAGCAACAUCUCAGAAAUGAGGAAGGCUUACAAAGAUGCUUUCCUGAAAAAGCACAACAUCAAGUUGGGUUUCAUGUCUGCAUUUGUGAAGGCUGCUGCCUAUGCUCUGACUGACCAGCCUGCUGUCAAUGCUGUAAUCGAUGACACAACCAAAGAGAUUGUGUACAGGGACUAUGUCGACAUCAGUGUGGCUGUGGCCACGCCAAAGGGUCUGGUGGUUCCUGUAAUCCGAAACGUAGAGGGAAUGAAUUUUGCAGACAUUGAGAAAGCCAUCAAUUUGCUGGGAGAAAAGGCCCGUAAGAAUGAGCUGGCUGUUGAGGACAUGGAUGGGGGAACCUUCACCAUCAGCAACGGUGGUGUGUUUGGGUCCAUGUUCGGCACACCUAUCAUCAACCCGCCACAGUCAGCUAUUCUGGGCAUGCAUGGCAUCUUUGACAGGCCUGUUGCUGUCGGUGGCAAGGUGGAGAUCCGUCCCAUGAUGUAUGUUGCCCUGACGUACGAUCACCGUCUGAUUGAUGGAAGAGAGGCCGUCACUUUCCUGCGCAAGAUCAAGUCAGUGGUGGAGGACCCCAGGGUGCUGCUUCUUGACAUGUGAACCCACGUAAAUUCCAGGCCCAACCAAACAAACCACCCUACACAAACAGUGGCUGUACUCACCUGAUGAACAUUACCGUAACUGCAGUUGAUGUAUUGUUGUAUUGGUUAACUAGAAAAAAAAAUAUUUUUUUGGAGAACAGUUGGGUUGUGCAAUGGACAUUUGUAAGGCUGGCAGUGAUUAAAGGUUUGGGGCUGUUGUGGAGAAAUUUCAGGGCCUGGGGCUUCUGUGGUGCUGGUCUAUAGAUCAAAAAAAAAAAAAAAGGAUGUUCUAUUACUCAUGUGCGCCAUAUGUCAUUUUCUACAUAAAA